UUCAGUGUCGAUCAUGUAGAUAUUUCUAACCGCCAGUUGGUAGACAGAAGCCUCAGUUGUCUUUCCUCCUCCUCCUCGUCCUUAUUUCUCUUCCUGCUCAUACCUGUCUGUCACCAGUUAACACUGGGAAUGUUAGCAACAGCAUCAAAAUACUGCUCUCUGCAUCUGCCACUGGAAUAUUGCUGGAUACAGUGAAGCUCAGAUCUUAAAGAGGAAGAUUAUUAGGAAGGAUGAAUCGCUCCUGUGUCAACUGCUUGAAAUCUAUGGUGGUAACUCUCAACUUCCUGUGCUGGCUGUGCGGUGCAUUUGUGGUGGGGUUGGGGGAGUUCCAGAUGAUUCACUCCAAUUUUGCCUCCCUCAUGCCCACCUUCUGGCCCAUCUACCCCGCCAACACUCUGGUGAUCACCGGUACCAUCGUUACCUGCGUGUGUUAUCUGGGAGUGUUGGGAGGCAUGAAGGAGAACCGCUGCAUGCUCAUCAGUUUUUUCGUCCUGCUGUUCAUCCUGAUGCUGGUGGAGCUGGCCAUGGCCUGUGUGUUCCUGUUCUACAGUAGAGAGCUUGGUUUCUUUGAAAACGACAUGAUGCGAAGCUUGGAGAUCUACAGACAGUCCAGUCCGGAAAGCAACACAACCCUCAAAGAUGACCUUGAUGCUGUCCAAAACCUGCUUAAGUGCUGUGGAGUUCAUGGUGUGGCAGACUGGAAGGGUGACGUCCCAAUCUCCUGUUGUAGCGAUGACCCCUGUAACACCCUCCUCCAAACCAACUGGCAAGAGGGUUGUCUGGUGAAACUGAGGGACUGGUAUUCCAGCAACUAUCGUAGCACAGGUGCAGGCGUUGCCACGAUGUUUAUCACACAGUUUAUUUGUCUGUCUAUCACCAUCCCUCUCUUUUGCCACUUCAGUCGGCAUGGACUGGGUUACCAGUGAAAAAAGGGCCAAUAAAACUGUAUCUACAGUGUCUUUCUGCAACAGAUUGCUUUUCCCUGUCUCAACUUUUUUAUUAUAUCAUCUGUUUCAAAUGCGCAAAAGGUUGACGUUGCUGCCAUCAAAAAGGGAGCCAACAGGGACAAGCUGAGGAUGGCAGCUUGCUAUCACUACUGACAAUGUCCUAUGAGGUGACAGAGCAUUGAAUGUGAUAUGAAAAAUACAAUAGGAGACAUUUAAUCAGUAGAUGAGUUAUGACAUGAUUAUGUAAGACCUGUGCUAAUUCACAAAGACCCCAAGAGAUCCGUUCCUCCAAUGACUGCUAGAAUAGAUGAUAUACACCACUUUGGACACCUGCGUUGGACUUCAAGAACAUUUUGAAUUAGACUUAGAUAAAUUAGAGUUAGAUAAAUCCCUAAAAAAAAUCAAUCCUAUAGGAUUUUUGCCUGUUGUCAUUAUCAAACCCCUGAUACAUUUUUGAGUUUUCAAUCAUUUUUUUUGAUUAUGUGCUUUUGUUUUGAGCAACUGGAAAGGAAGACAGUUAAACUUAAGUACUCUUUUACUCUGCUUAAUAAACUAGAGCAUAUGCUGAUUUAAAUCCA
Molecule: messenger RNA, 1525 nt
Organism: Sebastes umbrosus (honeycomb rockfish)
Lineage: Eukaryota; Metazoa; Chordata; Actinopteri; Perciformes; Sebastidae
Product: leukocyte surface antigen CD53
Exons: 8
Coding region: 231-926 (231 amino acids)
Cellular component (GO): membrane
Source: RefSeq, a predicted model, not a curated record